AUGUGUGGCCGGUUCCUGAGGCGGCUGGUGGUGGAGGAGAGCCGGCACUCCACCCCCGUGGGGCGCCUCCUGCUUCCCGUGCUCCUGGGGUUCCGCCUCGUGCUGCUGGCCGCCAGUGGGAGGGGGGUCUACGGCGACGAGCAGAGCGAGUUCGUGUGUCACACGCAGCAGCUGGGCUGCAAGGCUGCCUGCUACGAUGCCUUCCACCCUCUCUCCCCGCUGCGCUUCUGGGCCUUCCAGGUCACCCUGGUGGCUGUACCCAGUGCCCUCUACAUGGGUUUCACUCUGUAUCAUGUGAUCUGGCACUAGGAGGAAUCUGAAAAGGUGAAGAAGGAAGAGGAGACCCUGAUCCGCCAAGGGGAGAAAAGCAGAGAUGCCUUGGGGGCUGGAAGCCCCAGGGUGCUCUGGGCCUAUGUGGCACAGCUGGGGGUGCGACUGGCCCUUGAAGGGGCAGCCUUGGGGGGGCAGUACCAUCUGUACGGGUUCAAGAUGCCCAGCUCCUUUGCGUGUCGUCGAGAGCCUUGCCUUGGUAGUAUAAGCUGUAAUCUGUCUCGCCCCUCUGAGAAGACCAUCUUCCUGAAGACCAUGUUUGGGGUCACUGGGCUCUGUCUCUUGUUCACGCUUUUGGAGCUUGUGCUCCUGGGCCUGGGGAGAUGGUGGAAGAUCUGGAAGCACAAAUCUCCCUCUUCUAACUACUUCCCAACUUCAGAGAGCGCCCAAAGACACAAGGAACCGACUGAUAACUUCCCAGUGGUGGAAACAAAAGAACGGUUUGGAGAAGCAGGUGAGAGAGGCACUGAUGUCCCUCUUUCUACCUGUCCCUGA
Eubalaena glacialis (North Atlantic right whale) is the source of this 825-nucleotide messenger RNA. RefSeq names its product gap junction protein gamma 3 (gene GJC3). Gene Ontology annotation, cellular component: connexin complex. The record is from RefSeq and is a predicted model, not a curated record. NCBI's taxonomy places the organism in Eukaryota, Metazoa, Chordata, Mammalia, Artiodactyla, Balaenidae. The transcript has a single exon. Gene Ontology annotation, biological process: cell communication.